CUCUUCCCCGCUGCCGGGCUCCCUGUCUCCCUGAGCCGAGCCGGAGAAGUUGCCGCCGCCUGGAGUCGGACCAUGUGCGGCCGCUCACUGCCCCACCUGGCGCUGGUCGCUUGCCUGUUGUUGUUGUCGUCGUCCGAGUGCACGUCCAGCCCAGCCGCCGAGCUAACCGUCCCCCGGAGGAUCGUGCCGCCCGGGCCCGGGGAAGGAGCGGGGCACCGGGCGAGGAGAGGGACGUUACCCGCUGUAGAUGAAGCUGCGAGCGGGGGUCAGCAACCUCUGUACCUCCUGCUGCCGGCAUUCGGCACCGAGCUACUGCUGGACCUCAACCUGGAGCAGAGCUUCCUGGCGCCGACCCUCACGGUGGAGGAGCGGGGAGACGGGCAGCCCAGAGUCCGCCAGCUUCCAGCCCACAGCCACUGCUUCUACACCGGCUACGUCCUCAACCAGAGUCGCUCAUCCGCCUCCCUCAGCACCUGUAAUGGACUGUUUGGAUAUAUCCAGAUUGGUGAUGACCUGUUGUCAGUAGAACCUGUAAAUAAAUUGAACUCGUCAUUCAGUGGAGAAGUUCACCAGAUCUACAGGCAUGAACGGUCCCUCACAUCAAAGAAUAAACACCUGAAGAAUGACUUCUGCAAAGUGAUUGAAGGAAGAAAGAGACUGAAGAAAGCUGAUGGUUGGCGGCCUAGAAGAAAUGCCAUUCGAUUAACCAAUGAAUACACAGUGGAGACGUUAGUGGUGGCAGAUUCUGACAUGGUUGAAUAUCAUGGUGCCGAGGCUGCUCAACGAUUCAUACUGACUGUCAUGAACAUGGUAUAUAACAUGUUUCAGCAUCAUUCUCUGGGAAUCAAGAUCAAUAUUCAAGUGACCAAACUAAUCUUGCUUCGUAAUCGUCCCGAUGAGCUAUUGAUUGGCCAUCAUGGAGAACGGUCACUGGAGAGUUUCUGUCGUUGGCAGCACAAGGAAUUUGGAACAAAAUAUCUAGGGAAUAACCAUGUUCCUGGUGGAAAAGAUGACUUUCCAGCUGUGGAUGCUGCUGUGUUUGUCACAAGGACGGAUUUCUGUGUACACAAAGAUGAACCUUGUGAUACUGUAGGAAUCGGCUACCUUGGUGGAGCAUGCAGUGCAACUCGCAAGUGUGUACUUGCUGAAGAUAACGGUCUCAAUCUGGCCUUUACCAUUGCCCAUGAACUGGGCCACAACAUGGGUAUGAGCCAUGACACUGAUCACGCCUCAUGUGCUGAACAUUUCCACAUCAUGUCUGGUGAAUGGGUCAAGGGAAAAAAUCCAAGUGACCUAUCCUGGUCUACCUGUAGCCAUGAUGACCUGGAGAAUUUUUUGAGGUCAAAAGUCAGUGCCUGCCUCUUGGAAACUGACCCUAGAAGUCACUAUAUAACGCGGCUACCUCCCAAACUGCCAGGCAUGCACUAUAGUGCUGAUGAACAGUGCCAGAUUCUUUUCGGAGCCAAUGCAACCUUAUGCAAAGAUAUGGAGCAUUUAAUGUGUGCUGGACUAUGGUGUCUGGUAGAAGGGGACAAACCAUGCAAAACAAAAUUGGAUCCUCCUUUGGAUGGUACAGAAUGUGGUGUUGAUAAAUGGUGCAGAGCUGGGGAAUGUGUCAGUAAAACACCAAUUCCAGAGCAUGUGGAUGGAGACUGGAGUACUUGGAGCCAGUGGAGUAUGUGCAGCCGGACAUGUGGAACAGGAGCCAGGUUUAGACAAAGAAAAUGUGACAAUCCCCCUCCGGGGCCAGGAGGGACAAACUGCCAAGGAGCCAGUGUGGAGCACAAAGUGUGUGAGAACUUACCUUGUACCAAGGGAUUGCCCAGUUUCAGGGAUCAACAAUGCCAGUCUCAAGACAAGCAAGGUCAUAUGAAGAAAAAACACUGGACUGCAGUCCUCAACGAUGAUGAUCCGUGCACUUUGUAUUGCUCUUCUUUUGGGAAAGAGUCCCCUGUCCUGGUAGCUGAGAGAGUUCUUGACGGGACUCCUUGUGGGCCAUAUGAGACAGACCUUUGUGUAAAUGGCAAGUGUAAGAAGAUUGGCUGUGAUGGAAUCAUUGGCUCAGCAGCCAAAGAGGACCGCUGUGGUAUGUGUAACGGUGAUGACAAGUCCUGCGAAAUCAUCAAAGGAGAUUUCAAUCAAAGCCGAGGAAUGGGUUACGUUGAAGCUACUGUGAUCCCUGUUGGUGCCAGGAGGAUUCGUGUAGUUGAAGAGAAACCAGCCCACAGUUUCCUGGCUCUAAAAGAUUCCACAAAACAAUCCAUCAACAGUGAUUGGAAGAUUGAACUUCCUGGCGAGUUUCCAAUGGCAGGAACGACAGUCCGUUAUGUGCGACGGGGACUGUGGGAAAAGAUGUCUGCUAAGGGACCAACUAAAACACCACUUCAUUUAAUGGUGCUGCUAUUUCAUGACCAAAGCUAUGUUAUCCACUAUGAAUACACAAUCUCGGUGAACAACUCCAUUGAAAGCAGCAACGAAGUGCAAAAACAGCUGGAACCUUUUUACCUGUGGACAAAUACUGGCUGGGGGGACUGCAGUGUACACUGUGGAGGAGGUGAACGGAAAACAAUUGUCCGUUGCACCAAGAUUAUGAAUAAGACAUUGGAGGUGGUGAAUGACAGCGAUUGUCAAAACCUGACCCGUCCAGAUCCACAGGUCAGGAAGUGCAAUAUACAUACAUGCCAGUCAAGGUGGGUGGGAGGCGACUGGACUCCAUGCUCCAGCACCUGUGGAAAAGGCACUCAGUUUCGAAAUGUGACUUGUGUCUAUCAGCUACAAAAUGGCACAUAUUUCAAGACAAGAAAUCUCUACUGUCUAGGUCCAAGGCCAUCUACAGUACAGGGCUGUGAAGGGCGUGAUUGUCUAACCCUGUGGGAAGCCUCAGACUGGUCUAAGUGCUCGACAGACUGUGGUCGUGGAAUUCACCUAAGGACAGUGAACUGCACCAGUCCACAAAGCAAGUGUGAUCUCGCAACUAAACCCAGUGAGGAGGAGGAGUGCGAGGACCACACAAACUGCUACAAGUGGCGGACAGGAGAAUGGUCAAAGUGUUCCUCCACAUGUGGAAAGGGCCUGCAUUCGCGGGUGGUUCAGUGUAUGCAUAGAGUCACUGGUCGCCAUGGCAAUGAAUGUCCGACCUUAAGCAAACCACCAGCUUACAAACAAUGCCAGCAGAAACCUUGCAAUGGAAGCAUCAACAUCAACACGAUCACCUCACCCAGCCUUGCUGCCUUGACGUACAAGUGUACAGGAGAUCGGUGGACAGUAUACUGCAGGGUCAUCCGAGAGAAGAACCUGUGUCAGGACAUGCGAUGGUACCAGCGCUGCUGCCAAACCUGCAGAGACUUCUACGCAAACAAGCAAUACCACGGUAGCUAAUCACAGGUUUUUCUGCAGCGUCAGAUAAUUUAAGAGGAGCUUCAACUCUGCCUGAACCUGAGCAGAACUGAGGUUUGUAGAAUUUCUCAAACUGGAAGAGAACAAUGUUGAGGCAUGCUGUGGGGUCCACACAACAGUUACCCACAGUCCGCACAAGAUCUCUGCAGUUUUGGAUUGUGCUGCAUGAAACAACUUCAAAAACCGAAAUAGCGACCUUUUCAAGAACUGCUCCCUAUGAACUUCCUUUGGUUCUGCAUUGACCUAUUACUACAACAUUAACAGCCUGACUGAAUUAGUGGGGAAGGAAAACUUAAGCAGUAGCUUUCUUUUUAUUCAAGAAAAAGGUGUUUAUAAUCUUUCACUGCAUGUUUUUGCGGAGUUAAUAUUAUGGACUUGAAUUGGUUGCUAAAAAAAAGCAAAAGACAAUAAUGGAACUGGAGAAUUGUCCCUUUAGUGGACAGGUCAGGAGAUGUGUUUAAACCCCAAUCCACUGCUUUUUUUCCCUCUUGUCAUUCUGGAUUAUAUUAAUAAUGUAACAAUUCUUUCCGUCCAGAGUAUUGAUCAAACCACUUCAGGAACACACUUAUAACUUGAUAACUUCAUUUAUAGCAACUUGAGUAUUUACAGGGUUUUUUUUUAGCAAUACAAAGGCAAACUUGAAUGGUGCUAUUUAACCUUUUCACUGCUGUUCUAGCUUUGGGGUCAAUCAUCUUGUAAUUGUGAUGGACUCCUGUUUGACAAAAACAGGAAAAGGAGACCAAACAGUUAACACUGGUGGAAAAUCAAGAACAGCAUCGCUGCUAGUGAGAGCACGAAGCUAAUUCCGUUCGGUUUCCCCAGAUUUUCGACCAAUACAUUGUGAACUUGCUUGAGUGUGCAGAGAUUGAGUGCAUUGCUGUACGAGGAUGUAAUCUUUGAGCUCCAACAGCCCGACGCUGUGUUUCCUCUUUAUGUGAGCACGUGGUUAGUUUGAGUUGGCUAUACUCCUGCAUAGCCAUAAUGCAACUUUAGCUGCCUUGCACUUAUAACAACUGAUAUACUUUGAAGAAGGGACUUCGCAAGGGACUGAGAAAUGGCUGCCUUAGCAUAUAAGGAUAGUGAUGUCAACAUUUUCUUAAUCAGAAAGAAAUAUUGACCCUUUUGGCCAUUCCUCCCCACCCUGGUUAAUGUUAAUGCCCCUAAAUAGCACAUGAGCAUCAGUGAAACGUAGAAAUUGUUACAGAUGUAUUUCAUACACUUGUCACUUUCUGCCUACAUGCGUGAGGUAACAGUCAGUGACAAACAAAUAUGAGCUUGUAUAACGUUUCACUGCACUGAGAUCCAUGUCUUCGACUCACCAAUGUCACAGCACACUGAUAGGUUAGGCUUUCUUUUCCAAUAUAAAUUUCAAUUUCCUAUUUUGACUAGGGUUACAUGAGAGCUUAUUUCCCAAAUCCCGUUCAUUAGACUUCAUAAAAUUCAGUUCAGAGCAACUAUUAAAGGACUGCAAAGGGUGAAUGAAAUAGUUGUCAAGUUACUCACAAAGUCACAGAGGAUACAUUUGGCCAAGACAGUCUCUCCAGCUUCCAUGUAGUUGUUUGGAAAUGAGGAGCAAGGUGAAGGUGUGGGCCUUCACACUUCUGCAGACAUUUUGAACAAAGCCCAGCAAUUUGGAAACUCACUUCUUUGGGAGGUAUCAUUUUGAGUGUCAUAUAAACCCCAUUUCCCUUGAGACAAGAAGCUAUCACCAAAAUCUGGGAUUGAAAUAAGUCAACUCUCUUUUUUGGCAAAGUGAAAUUAGUUCUGCAAGCUCUUUCUCCUGUAGAGAUGUUAAAUAGAACUCUCAGCACAAAAUCUGCCCUCUACCAUAAUUAGAACUUCCCUUACUCUGUAGAAUCUCAUUGUAUGCCUUUCUCCCCCAUGUGUUUUCUCUAGUUUCAUCUUAAAUAUUUGGGUGGCAUGGUGGCUCAGUGGUUAGCACUGCUGCCUCACAGCACCAGGAUCCCAGGUUCAAUUCCAGCCUCGGGUGACUGUCUGUGGGGAGUUUGCACAUUCUCCCCGUGUCUGCCUGGGUUUCCUCCAGGUCAUCCGGUUUCCUCCCACAGUCCAAAAAUGUGCAGGUCAGGUGCUAAAUUGCCCUUAGUGUUAGGUGCAUUAGUCAGAGGGAAAUGGGACUGGGUGGGUUGCUCUUUGGAGGGUCGGUGUGGACUUGUUAGGCCAAAGGGCCUUUUCCACACUGUAGGGAAUCUAAUCUAAAUAUAUCCACUUAUUCAUGUCAACAAUUGUGUUCUCCCCACACUCAAAAAUAAUCUUCUGAAUUCCUUGUUUCAUUUAUCUUUGGUGUGCCCUGAUAUGUUUGCUAUUAUAGGGUUCUCUCCCCAUUUGAAACAACGGAUAGAAGGAGAUACUCAUUCGUAUGCCAAUGUCAACCCCUUUUUUUUGUCAUUCAUUCAUGGGGUGAGGGUAUCUCCACUAGGCCAGCAAUUCACGCCCAUCUCAGAGGGCAGUUAAGAGAUAUGAGUUAAGGUGGCACAGUGGCUAGCAUUGCAGCUUCACAGUGCCAGGGAUCCAGGUUCAAUUCCAGCCUCUGGUGACUGUCUAUGUGGAGUUUGCACAUUCUCUCCUUUUCUGUAUGGGUUUUCUCUGGGUGCUACAGUUUCCUUCCACCGUCCAAAGAUGUGUUGAUUAGGUGGAUUGGCCAUGCUAAAUUGUUCAUAGUGUCCAGGGAUGUGUAAGCUACGUUAGUUAGCUAAGGGGACUACAGGUGGGGGAGGGUGGGAUGCUCUUUAAAGGGUCAGGCGUGUUGGACUGGGUGGCCUGUUUCCACACUGUGGGGAUUCUAUGAUAACCAUAUUGCAGUGAGUCUAGGCUAGACCAGAUAAGGAUGGCAGUCUCCCUCCCAAAAGGACAUUAAUGAACCAGAUGGUGUUUCCCAGCAAUCAACAAUUGUCAUCUUAAAAGUCUUAAUUCCAAAUUUUUAAUGAAUUCAAGUUCUACUAUCUGGGAUUCCAAUCUGGGUCCUCAAAACUGACAGUCCAGUGAUCAUACAUCAAGCCGUCACCUCCCCCAGCACAGAGUGGUCACACUUUGGCAUUAUCAUAUCUAGCCAGGUAGAUUUCAAUUCAGUUGUUUCUCCUCUUCUUUCUCCAACAGGGAAAAUCCCUUACACUAUUGUGCACAAUCUAAAACCAAUGGAAGUGCUAAGACUUUGACACAAAUGCUUUGAGUAACAAAGUGUCAUGAGAGCACAAAGACACGGAAAUCAACAGAAAGUCUUUAAGUACAACAAUAUAUCUACUCACAGUUUUCCUUAAAAGCUCUCUGGUUCAUAGUGCUGUCCUCAUAACCACCAGAUCUUUCUACCUUUUAAUCCAAAUUAAAUUAUGAGAAAUUGCAUGAGUGUUUAAGUGAUAUUAUCAGAAUUUCAAAUAAAUCUUACAACUAGCUAAUUUCUGGACUGAGACUCCAGCUUGAAUAUUAAUAAUGAGCCAUGACAUUCGGGAAUGCAACAGAACUGAUCUGGAAAAUCCACCAGUAUGCUGUCACUGGGCACUCCAGAUAUGAGUCGGGUUCUCUAACUCACUGGGUGGCCAGGCAAGUAUCAAUAAUGCAAUCAAGUGAGGAAAUGGUUUUGGAAGCCACAACAAUGUCAACUUACCAGCCACACCCUGACAUUCUCCCAGCACAGCCAACAUACUCAGUCUCACAGCAAACACCAUCUACAUGCUUAAUGACCCUAUUCUCUCACACCCCAUGCAUAACUUAUCACUGUGUAGUUCUAAUUAUUUAUUUUAAAAAUGUGUUUUAAUUUGCAUAAAAUAUAAAUAAAAGGGCACAUUUUUUGAUUGCUCACUUCUGACUGAGCUUGGUGUGCACCAGGAAGAUAUACAGGAACAGCCAAGCACAAAACAUCAGCCAGAAAAAUACUAGUAGAUGUGCAAAAAUCACCAGCGGCUGAGCAGGGGUCUCAUGGACUGUUCUAAUCAAAGUUAAAGUUUUACACAGAUGAAAGCAAUACAUGGAUCUCACUCUUGAUCUGUGGCUUGACUUAACCACUAAACAUAACCUUAGCCCCUGGUAACAGUAGUGAAAAGGUUUUUCUGUUUCAGUGUGUGGCAGAGCUUGUAAGCUGCUUUUGGUGUUUAAUGGUGCUAUAUUUUUUGCAAUUUUUACUUGUUUCAUUUCAGUCUUUUUUUUUGCAGCAGGUAGUGUGCUAUUCCUAUUGAACUGUUAAAUGUUAAUUGCACAAGUGACUGCCACUAUAUUCGACAUGGUGCUAUCUUAUUGAAACAAUAAUCUUUGUCAGAAGAUGCUCGUUAUCAUCAUAAUGUGAUACGGAAAUAUAUUCAUCACGAUUAGCUUUUUAUUUACAAAAUGCAAUGUCAACGGCAGUUUUGCCAACACACAUAUUGUAUGGAUGGCCUGCAGUAUACUUAUGGUUCUUUUGUGUUGGAGAAAGAACAAAGAAAAUGCUUGAGAAAUUAUAGUGAAGGCUAAUGAACCCAGGCAGCCCGUCCUCCCUUUAGUGGAAGAAUAUUUUGCAGAAUAUUUCACAUUAAAUUUAUUUUCAUCAA
Hemiscyllium ocellatum (epaulette shark) is the source of this 7931-nucleotide messenger RNA. It is a transcript of the gene adamts17, whose product is annotated as ADAM metallopeptidase with thrombospondin type 1 motif, 17. Bases 73 to 3378 code for a protein of 1101 amino acids. Gene Ontology annotation, molecular function: metalloendopeptidase activity. Gene Ontology annotation, biological process: extracellular matrix organization; proteolysis. The record is from RefSeq and is a predicted model, not a curated record. The transcript has 23 exons. NCBI's taxonomy places the organism in Eukaryota, Metazoa, Chordata, Chondrichthyes, Orectolobiformes, Hemiscylliidae. Gene Ontology annotation, cellular component: extracellular matrix.